This is a messenger RNA of Dromiciops gliroides (monito del monte), 1728 nucleotides long. RefSeq names its product alpha-amylase 1B. The coding region runs from base 1 to 1536 and encodes 511 amino acids. The record is from RefSeq and is a predicted model, not a curated record. The transcript is spliced from 10 exons. Gene Ontology annotation, biological process: carbohydrate metabolic process. Gene Ontology annotation, molecular function: alpha-amylase activity; cation binding. NCBI's taxonomy places the organism in Eukaryota, Metazoa, Chordata, Mammalia, Microbiotheria, Microbiotheriidae.
AUGAGGCUCUUGCUGUUGCUUUCAGUCCUUGGGGGAUGCUGGGCACAGUAUGAUCCCCAUACCCAGUAUGGUCGAACAUCUAUUGUCCACUUAUUUGAAUGGCGCUGGGAUGACAUUGCUCUUGAAUGUGAGCGCUACCUAGCUCCUAAUGGCUAUGGGGGUGUUCAGAUCUCACCUCCAAAUGAGAAUGUAGUGAUCAGUAACCCUUCAAGACCUUGGUGGGAAAGAUACCAGCCUAUUAGCUACAAGAUAUGCACAAGGUCCGGAAAUGAAGAUCAAUUCAGAGACAUGGUGAAGAGAUGCAACAAUGUGGGAGUGCGUAUUUAUGUGGAUGCUGUAGUGAAUCAUAUGUGUGGGAAUGGUGUGAGUGCUGGAACAAGUAGCACUUGUGGGAGUUACUUUAAUCCUGGAUCAAGAGAAUUUUCUGCUGUGCCAUACUCUGCCUGGGAUUUUAAUGAUGGUAAAUGUAAAACCAGCAGUGGGGAAAUUGAAAGCUACAAUGAUAUCUAUCAGGUUAGAGACUGUCGUUUGGUUGGUCUUCUUGAUCUUGCCCUGGAGAAAGAUUAUGUGCGAACCAAGAUUGCUGAGUAUUUGAACCACUUGAUUGACAUUGGGGUGGCUGGAUUCAGAAUUGAUGCUUCCAAACAUAUGUGGCCUGGAGACAUGAAGGCAUUUCUGGAUAAACUGAACAACUUAAAUACAAACUGGUUCCCUGAAGGAGCCAGACCAUUCAUUUACCAGGAGGUAAUCGAUCUAGGUGGUGAGUCAAUUCAAAGCAGUGACUACUUUGGAAAUGGUCGGGUUACAGAAUUCAAAUAUGGUGCAAAACUGGGCACAGUUAUACGCAAGUGGAAUGGAGAAAAGAUGGCUUAUUUGAAGAACUGGGGAGAAGGUUGGGCCUUCAUGCCUUCUAACAGAGCACUUGUCUUUGUGGAUAAUCAUGACAACCAAAGGGGCCAUGGAGCUGGAGGAGCUUCCAUUCUUACCUUCUGGGAUGCCAGACUCUAUAAAAUGGCAGUUGGAUUUAUGCUUGCUCAUCCUUAUGGAGUAACAAGAGUGAUGUCAAGCUUCAGGUGGCCAAGAUACUUUGAGAAUGGAAAGGAUGUUAAUGAUUGGGUUGGACCACCCAAUGACAAUGGAGCAAUUAAACGAGUAACUAUCAAUGAAGACACUACUUGUGGCAAUGACUGGGUUUGUGAACACAGAUGGCGUCAAAUAAGGAAUAUGGUUAUUUUCCGUAAUGUUGUUGAUGGACAGUCUUUUACAAAUUGGUGGGAUAAUGGAAGUAACCAGGUGGCUUUUGGUAGAGGGAAUAAAGGAUUCAUCAUAUUUAACAAUGAUGACUGGGCAUUGUCAGUAACUCUGCAAACUGGACUUCCUGCUGGAACCUAUUGUGACGUCAUUUCUGGAGAUAAAAUCGAUAACCACUGUACAGGAAAUCAAAUUUAUGUUUCUAGUGAUGGUCGUGCUUCCUUCAGUAUUAGCAACACUGCUGAAGAUCCAUUCAUUGCCAUCCAUGUAGAUGCUAAAUUGUAAAUUGCAUUUCCAUAAAUAACAAGCAAAAAAAAAAUAUGAUGGCCAAUUCCCUCCUGAUAAGAAUAUAGUUGUAUUAAAAAUCAUGAAAUUCUAUGCUAAAUUAUAUAAAAACUACUAUCAAAAUAAUCCCAACAGCUUAACAUUUGAAGCACAUCUUUAUGCAAUAAUUAGAAUGUAAUGAUUACAUCCUCU